CGGUUAUAGUGAAACAACAUAAACCCCAAAAACCCUAAUACCCUCUGGUUUUCCACCCCUUUCUCUUCUCAUCAGCUUCCGCAGCAUUAAACAAUCACACAGAGCCGAAGAUGGUUGGAGACAAGGCAAAAAAGUUGAAAGUCACCGAAAAUCCCGAAGAGGUCGAUGCUGAACUCAUCCUCUCCAUCGAGAAAUUGCAAGAGAUCCAAGACGACCUCGAAAAGAUCAAUGAUGAAGCAAGUGAUAAGGUUCUGGAGAUUGAGCAGAAAUACAAUGAGAUAAGGAAACCGGUUUACGAUAAGCGAAAUGAGAUUAUCAAAUCUAUUCCUGAUUUCUGGUUGAAUGCUUUUUUGAGUCAUCCUGCUCUUAGUGAACUUUUGAACGAGGAAGAUCAAAAGGUAUUCAAGUAUUUGAGUUCUCUUGAGGUUGAAGACAAUAAAGAUGUCAAAUCUGGAUACACAAUCACCCUUAAUUUCAAUCCCAAUCCUUUUUUUGAGAAUUCAAAACUUUCAAAGACUUUUACUUUCCUCGAAGAAGGAACAACAAAGAUCACUGCUACCCCCAUAAAAUGGAAGGAGGGCAAGGAAAUACCCAAUGGCGUCAAUCAUGAGAAGAAUGGGAACAAACGGGCUCCUUGUGAUGACAGUUGUGGUAAUGAAUGCAGUUUCCUUAGUUGGUUUUCUGAUUCUGACCCCGAGCAGAAAGAUGAUAUGAUUGACCUUCAUGAUGAGGUUGCCGAAUUAAUCAAGGAUGAUUUAUGGUCAAAUCCGCUCAUUUAUUUUAACAAUGAGGAGCCUGAUGAAGAGGAUGCUGAUGAUGAAGCUGAUGAUGAGGUAAAUGAAGUUCCACUUUUCUUGGAAAAAAUAGAGGAAAAAGAUGAGGAUGACUCUGAAGAUGAGGAUGAGGAUGAGGGUGCCGACGAGGAAGGCAAUUGAAAAUCCAUUAUGGCGGUGUAGCCUGUUUUUUUUUCUUUCUUUCUGGUUUGAGUAUGUAUUAGGCUUUGGGCGUGCAUACCAUGGCCUUUCUUUCAGGGCAUUAACUCAUGUCAGCAAGGGGAAUACACAGGCCAGUUAGUGGUUCUCUGAUCAUAAUUUAUUAAUUACCCUGUGAAGUUUUUUCUGCUAGUUUCAUCCAUUGCACAAUACACAUGGUAUAUUAGCUUUUUCUCUUGGGUUUUUGUUCUGAACUACAUAAGAAAAUUACUGCAGUUAUUGUAUAGCUGUUUGGGUAUCUUAGCUAAAAAGGCUUAUAUGCUAUCUCAGCUAUUUUCCUGAUGCCA
Molecule: messenger RNA, 1279 nt
Organism: Trifolium pratense (red clover)
Lineage: Eukaryota; Viridiplantae; Streptophyta; Magnoliopsida; Fabales; Fabaceae
Product: NAP1-related protein 2-like
Exons: 10
Coding region: 111-935 (274 amino acids)
Biological process (GO): nucleosome assembly
Cellular component (GO): chromatin; nucleus
Molecular function (GO): chromatin binding; histone binding
Source: RefSeq, a predicted model, not a curated record